Vicia faba (fava bean) is the source of this 432-nucleotide messenger RNA. NCBI's taxonomy places the organism in Eukaryota, Viridiplantae, Streptophyta, Magnoliopsida, Fabales, Fabaceae. The record is from the annotation of a GenBank genome assembly.
AUGCUUCCCCUUUUAUGUGCCGUUAACAUCACCAACACCGCCCUCAACCUAUUUCCGAUUCUGAUUUGCAACACAGCACCUCCGCGAUCAUCUCCUUCCGGCCGCGAUUCAUUCCCUCGAAGCUCACUUCUUCGCCUCGCUCUCACCCGCUUUAUCAGUCGCGUCUCAAUCUUUAUGUUUCACCUUCAGAACAAGCCAUCAAGCAAACAUCGUAUACCAUGGAUCCACGGAUCCGAUCUAUACCUGAGAGAAAUCUGGCGUUUCUUCGAUUCAGUGUUGUUGUUGAUUCUGAUUCGUGAUCUUGACGUGUUGGUGAUGAUUGUUGUUGAAGCGUUGUUGCUGAUCCAGGUUGUAGGAGAUGAAGAUAAAGAUGAAAUGUUGAUGAUGAUGAUUGAAGCAAGAUGCAGAAAAAUAGAUAUGCUUGUGGUGUAA